Molecule: messenger RNA, 187 nt
Organism: Funneliformis mosseae
Lineage: Eukaryota; Fungi; Glomeromycota; Glomeromycetes; Glomerales; Glomeraceae
Source: the annotation of a GenBank genome assembly
AUGGACUACUCACUAGACCUAAUAGAUUUUGGUAUGAAAUACAAAGAAGACUAUCUAAAAGUAACAGGCAAGAAAGGAAGAGUAAAAUACAAAGAAUAUAAAGAAUUCUACGCUAAAUACUAUCACAACUAUCCUGAAACAGCCACAGAUUGUUAUAAAGAAUUUCUUCAAAUGCUUGGUAAACGAG